Molecule: messenger RNA, 1999 nt
Organism: Fusarium odoratissimum NRRL 54006
Lineage: Eukaryota; Fungi; Ascomycota; Sordariomycetes; Hypocreales; Nectriaceae
Exons: 3
Coding region: 28-1800 (590 amino acids)
Biological process (GO): transmembrane transport
Cellular component (GO): plasma membrane; fungal-type vacuole membrane
Molecular function (GO): transmembrane transporter activity
Source: RefSeq, a predicted model, not a curated record
CCAAUACCAUGGACCACUCAAGCAUGCAUGCAUGAGCUUUUUACCGUCAAUGAGAGGUCGGUAACAUUCCGUCUCCCAUUCCCAUCCGUUCGCUCCAACCGAGACAGCUUACAUGGGUUCAUUAUCUGCAAGACAAAAACAAACUCUGUUUGCAUUCCCUUUUUCAACUCCUGCAACGCAACCUCUUUACCACACGGACUCUGUGUGCCGUGCAUACAUUUCCUUUUUCCUCUCCUGUUUAAUUUCCACACUGCGGCCAUUGACCUCAUAAUGUCUCUACCAACACACACGGCAGAAGCCACGCAUGAGAAGUCAGCGACCGUGAGCUCAUCACCCACGGGCGAUGAAAGCUCAAACCCCCCUAGCAUCUCCCUGUCGUCCUUCCAGAAGCUGAAUAAUCGCAUCGAAGGCCUCGCUGGGCUUGAAGCCCGAGGUAUUGAGCGUGUUCUUCCAGAGGAACGACAAGAAGCUUCUAGUGCUGCUGACUUGCAGGUUGCGGUGCUAUGGUUCAGUGCGAAUCUGUCGCUGAACAACCUGGCGACGGGUCUGUUUGGACCCAUGGUCUUUGGCUUGGGAUUUCUUGAUAGCGCGUUGCUUGCUGUCUUUGGAACGAUUCUUGGGGCUUGUUCAACGGCGUACAUGGCGACUUGGGGACCGCAGAGUGGGAAUCGUACCAUGGUUGUUCUGCGAUACUUCAUGGGUUACUGGCCAUCUAAGCUUCCGACAUUCCUCAACAUCGUUCUCAUGGUCGGAUAUGCUACCAUUGACUGCAUUAUCGGUGGACAGGUCUUGUCAGCCGUCAGUGGCGGAACCAUGACCAUCUUGGUUGGCGUCAUCGUCGUCGCUAUCGUCUCAUGGGUCGUCGCCGUCUUUGGCAUGAGGAUCUUCCAUACUUAUGAACGAUACGCUUGGAUCGCUCAGGUCGUUGUCCUUGCCGUGCUUAUCGGCGUUGCAGGGCCCUCCUUCAAUGCCGCCGCUAAACCCACUGUCUCUGGCAAUGUACUCGCUGCCAGCCGAUUGUCGUUCUUCUCCCUCUGUUUCUAUGUCCCCAACUCAUGGGCUGCUGCUGCUUCUGACUUUUAUGUCUACUACCCGGAGCGCACUUCCCGCCUCAAGGUCUUUUUGCUCACUGUCACUGGAUUGACAGUGUCGUUUACCCUUGUGUAUCUCAUUGCUAUUGGUCUUGCUACUGGUAUUGUUGAUAACAAGGCUUGGUCUGAUGCCAAUGCCAUCAGCACUGGUGCUCUCAUUGUCGAGGCUUAUAGUCCUCUUCAUGGCUUUGGCAACUUCUGCUCUGUUAUCAUCGCCCUUGGUGUCAUUGCCAACAGUACUCCAUCUUUGUACUCCGCCUCACUUGGAUGCCAGGUUCUCGGUCGCUAUACUAAGGCUGUUCCACGAUGGGCCUGGUCAACCGUCAUGUCUGUCAUCACUCUCGUCCUCGCUAUGGCCGGUCGUGAAAGCCUGUUCGUUGUUUUCCAGAACUUUGUCAGUCUGAUGGGUUACUGGGUCAUGCUUAUGAUUUGCAUCGUCAUGGAGGAACAUUGGUUCUUCCGAGGUCGCCAAGGUUUUGACUGGACCGCUUGGGAAGACAAGAACUAUCUUCCCAUUGGUCUUGCUGCUCUUGCAAGCUUCAUCAUCGGUUGGGUUGGUGCUAUCCUCGGCAUGUCCCAGGUUUGGUACAUCGGUCCUAUUUCUAAAGCUGCUUCUAAUGCGGAUUUGGGAAUGUGGCUGGGUUGCGGAUUCGCUAUUAUUGUCUUCCCUGUCUUGCGAUACUUUGAGCUCAAGAUUUAUAAGCGAUAGAGGAGACGUACGCGUAUGGGGCAUUUGAAAGGGGUAAAAUUGUAAUUGGAUUACUUCAAAUCCCAUAAAUAAAUCAAUAUCAAGACAGACGUUCUGCCAUCCAAUUCGACUACAACCUACAAUCUGCUAUAGUUACCCGACUAACCUGAGCCAUUUGAGUUGUUGAGUCCAUUCCCCCAACUCAUAUUAUGUAGUGCAU